Ixodes scapularis (black-legged tick) is the source of this 2493-nucleotide messenger RNA. Its product is annotated as membrane metallo-endopeptidase-like 1. Bases 184 to 2361 code for a protein of 725 amino acids. The transcript is spliced from 6 exons. NCBI's taxonomy places the organism in Eukaryota, Metazoa, Arthropoda, Arachnida, Ixodida, Ixodidae. Gene Ontology annotation, molecular function: metalloendopeptidase activity. The record is from RefSeq and is a predicted model, not a curated record. Gene Ontology annotation, biological process: protein processing. Gene Ontology annotation, cellular component: plasma membrane.
UAGGUCAAAAAGAAGGCCUUGGGUGUCGCGAUUCUGGCAGUCCAAUAAAAUAUAUUUUCAACAUGAUGGCAAUGAUAACGGGAACUGAAGCGCCACCUCUGCAAGCUCCACCUGAAGCGCGAGGUCACGAGGUGGCUGUUUUACGUGUGUUCCAUUUCGGGCAAUCAUCAAGGAACGAAGAACAUGAAUUCUCUUAGGAAAGGGUCUCUUUUGGUGCGCCAAAGAAUCACACUUCCCAAACGACUGAAAGAGACAAUCUACCAAAAUGCCCCAGGGAAGGACCUGGACCCUUCGAGGAGAGAAAAGGUCGUAACACGGUGGAAAAUGCUGCUCUCAUCUGCCGCCACGGCGAUCUUUGCCACGGUCAUCUUUGUGCUGUGGUACGCUUUCGAGGUAUCGAACAAAAACGACGGCCAAGAUUUCUUUGCAGGGGGAGAGACUAAAACCACCACUGCCGGCAGGGAAAACGUCCCAGACAUUAAGCCAGUAGAACAAGCGGCGUCUCUUUGCACGUCAGCCAGUUGCCAGCAGUUCUCGAGCAUCUUCCAGUUGACCCUGCUGAACGAAACCGACCCCUGUGACGACUUCUAUCAAUACGUCUGCGGCGGCUGGAAGGCACGCAACCCGAACGAAUACAGCGUGAAGACCGAACACCAGCAGCGCAUCGUAUCCCUGAUGGAAACCAUCCUCUUGCAGCGCCGACUGUCCGCAAAGACCAUAGACGACAAGGCACUGUUCCUCUACGAUAGCUGCAUGACGCUGAGCCCGAACCAGGAAACACUGAGAAUGAUGCUACGCGAAGUCGGGGUCGAUAACGACGCCGAUUCCGGAGAACAUCCCCUGGAGAAGAUGAUCCGUAUCAACGCACUGUUUGGAGUCAGUAUAUUGUUCGACAUCAAGAGGAGUACCACGAUUACGUGCGCCGGAAGGAGGAUACUAGUCUUCCAUCUCAUCAACCCUACUAUGUAUACUAUGGCUCUAGAGAGGCUGAUGAAAGGCGAGGGUUUUAUGAGAAACGUCUUCUGGAGCGUCCUGAAUAAGACGCUUUCUUCGGAGACGUUCAAGGAGAUCGACGAGGUGAACAAGUUUCUGCUUUCGAGGAGGAUUGAAGACGUCUCUAUGACUAGCACAAGACGCUUCAGACUUGCCGACGGAGGUAUUUUUGCGGGAAACGUUAGGUUGAGCACCGUGUUCAUGUACCUGGGGAAGUACCUUAAGCAAAAGUUUGAAGAGGAAGACUGCAUUGGCGCGGACUCCUCUGAACUCCUCACCACGCUUGGCAGCUUCCUGGAGAGUUUCAAAAACGAAACACUACACAGGUUCCUGGACUGGUCGGUGCUGCGGCGGGCGGCACCGAUGGCCGACCCUAGCCUGGUGGAGGGCAAGUACCGCCACAUGUACUGCUUCGACAAUCUGGAGAGGGUGCUCAGGCAUCCGACCUCGGCCAACUACCUGCUCACGCUGGUGGCACCUGGAGACCACACCAUGCGCCAGGCGUCCAACCUGAUCAAAGCCGUCGUGGACGCGUCGCUGUUCCUCAUCGGAACCACGGACUGGAUGGGCACCGCCGAGAAGCGGGCCGUUGGACGGAAGAUGAACAACAUUAAGCGCGUCAUGGGAUAUCCACGGGGCCGUAUGGAUGAUGACCUGGGUUCGCUGCCGCCCAACGCGAGCUCCAUGGAUUCGCUGCAAAUCUGGGCGCACGAGGUGAGAGCGGCGAGGGAUAAGCAGUUGGACGCGUCCAGAGUGGACGUGGGACCGCUGUACCCGCUCGGCACGAAACUCAUGGUGCGUGUGGACGACAACACCUUCGGCGUGCCGGCAGCGCUGCUGGUGCCUCCGUUCUUUGGCCGCGGCGGGGCGGAGUCGGUGAAUUUCGGCAUCCUGGGCACGAGUGUGGCCUCCGCGCUCCUGGGGCUCGCUUUCCUCGGGGAGCAGAACACCACCAAGGUGGAGAAAGGAUCGUCUGAUCUGAGCAGGCAGCUGAACAGCACAAUGAACUGCCUGAACAAAGCCUACUGGGAAGUGACGGGAAAGACGUUGGACGAGGCUGACUUGGAGGGCGGCUUCCUCCAGUGGACUUCGCUGACGCCCGCUUACAUGGCCUUCCUGUCCAUGUCGGAAGGCAAGAGGCUCAAGGGACUCGAGUUUCUCGGCGACGAGCAGCUGUUCUACGUAGCUUUCUGUUACUCAAUGUGCGAGAACGCCCAGGCAGCGUCCCUGGGAGAACGAGCCUCUCUGGCGUCCUCUCGCUGCAACGUUCCCCUGAGCAUGGCUCCACAGUUUGCGGACGCCUUCCGUUGCCCCGCCGGGUCCCCGAUGCGCCGGGAAAGCCCAGGGUGUUCUUUCUGGCUCAGCUGAUCAUAUCUGCGAUCCAGAAAGUGCUCUGCGUGGCGUCCUCGAUCCGGGAGUUCCCGGAUGUCGUAGUGUUAGACUUUGUACGUAAUUUACCGGGGGUAAAUUACGUACUCGCUGCUAUAUAAUACUUCCAGA